AUGGAGUCUUUAAGAGAGAUAACAGAAUAUGGUCAAAGCCUUAACUUGACUGGUGCGGACCUACAGCAGUUUAUACAGCAACAACAGGCACAUCAGCGUGAACUACGAGCUGCUGAGAGAGAGAAAGAGAAGCAGGAUAGAGAGUAUGUUCUAAGUAAAGAAGCGCUUGAGAUUGAGAAACUCAAACUCCAGGAGAAAAAAGGUAUGGAAGAGAUUGAAAGUAAACUCAUGCAUACUAUUCAAAUAUUGGAGCAAAAGUUAGCUGUAAAAGAGUUAGAAAUGAAAUCAGAAAACUCUAGCAAUGCAAAGUUUCCAAAAAUGCCUGUCUUCGAUGAAGUUAAGGAUGAUAUUGAUUCUUAUUUGAGACGUUUUGAAAGGUAUGCUGCAGCACAGAAAUGGAAGUUAGACAGUUGGGCUGUUAACUUAAGCGCACUACUCAGAGGUCGUGCACUGGAUGUGUAUGCACUGCUGCCACAGGAGAAAGCUUUGGACUAUGAUGCUUUGAAGACGGCGUUAUUAAAGAGGUUUGAAAAGACGGAGGAUGGGUUUCGUCAAAAGUUCCGUAAGAGUAGACCUGAGGUAGGGGAAACUUUCUCACAGUUUGUUGUUCGUCUCGGUAGUUAUCUCGAUAGGUGGAUUGAGCUUGGUCGAGUAGACAAGACUUUUGAGGGCCUCUACGAUAUGUUUCUUAGAGACCAGUUUUUGUUUAUGUGUAACAAAGAAUUAACAUUAUUUUUAAAAGAACGUAUACCGAAAAACAUCAAAGAAAUGUGUGCCUUAGCCGAUCAGUAUAGAGAGGCAAGACAUGUAAAUAUUCAAACACUAGUUCAUUAUAGCAAGAAGGAGAAUACCCCAGAAAAACGUCAGGCAUCGAGAGAACAAGACCAACGGGAGCAGAAACAAGGAUGGAAGACUCAACCUAUGAAGACGCCGAUGAAGAAAGAUGUUCGUUGCUUCAAGUGUGACAGACUGGGCCACAUAGCGUCUCAGUGCCAUCAGACUCAAAAGAACCGGAACUCAGUGAAUGCAGUCGUUGAUCGAACAGAGGAGGAAUCUAUGGUGAAGAACUCGGAAUUACAAGGCAAGUGUGGAUCAUUUACUUCCUUUACAAGCACAUAUACAUUUUCAAUGGCAUCAAAUUCUAUGGACCUUGUAAACACUUCAUCAUGUAACGUUAGUGCAUCUCUUGGAGAUAUGCCUUCCUGUAAUGGCAAAUUAAAUGAACAUUUUGUGACAGUGCUUAGGGACACUGGUUGUAACGGCGUUGUAGUUCGCAGGAAUUUGAUAGAUGAUGUUCAGCUUACAGGAAAUCAUCGAAUUUGCAUUCUGGCGGAUGGAUCUAGAAUUCAAGCACCUGUUGCGCGAGUGAAAAUAGACACUCCAUACUUUGUGGGAGAAAUAGACGCUUGGUGUUUAGAAAAUCCAUUGCAACAAGCUCAAAAGGAAGGUAAGAGGACUAAAUCUCUUUGUGUUCCAGAAAUAAUUGACGCUGAUAUCCGUCCCGACGACAUCAAGGCAGCACAGGAGAAAGACGAGACGUUAAACAAGAUACGUUCUUUGGUGGGCCAAGACGACGACUCCAAGGUAACCUUCAUCAGUAAGAAAGGUAUCAUUUAUCGUGUUUUCCAGUCAGAUAAAUAUCAGAAUGGUAAACGAUUUACACAGUUGGUUGUACCAAAGAAAUUUAGGACUAAAGUUCUUUCUCUCGCUCAUGAGUCUAUUAUGACAGGUCACUUAGGUACUUCUAGGACAGCCAGCAAAGUUCUAGCAGAAUUUUAUUGGCCGGGAGUUCAAGCAGACGUACGUCGAUUCUGCAGAUCAUGCGACAUCUGUCAACGAACCACUCCAAAAGGCAGGACUACAAAGGUUCCACUCGGAGAUAUGCCUAUCAUUGAAGUACCGUUCAGACGUGUAGCUGUAGACUUGGUAGGACCUAUCCAGCCAGCAACAAGUAAGGGUAAUCGUUACAUUUUGACUGUUGUUGACUUUGCUACCCGUUACCCGGAGGCAAUUGCUCUUAAGGGAAUUGACACUGAACGAGUCGCUGAGGCUCUAGUAGAUGUAUUUUGUAGAGUUGGGGUACCAAAGGAAAUGCUCACGGAUAUGGGGACACAAUUUACAUCCGAGCUGAUGACAGAGGUCAGUCGUUUACUUUCUAUACGACAGUUAACAACGACGCCAUAUCACCCCAUGUGCAAUGGACUAGUAGAGCGGUUUAAUGGUACGUUAAAGCAGAUACUACGACGGUUAUGUUCGGAACGUCCAACGGAUUGGGAUAAGUACCUGUCAGCAUCGUUGUUCGCAUACCGUGAUGCUCCUCAGGAGAGUCUAGGAUUCUCACCGUUUGAGUUGGUUUACGGACAUGAAGUUAGAGGACCUAUGAAGAUCUUGAGAGAGUUGUGGACUAAAGAAGUAGUAGAUUCAGAAGUGAGAACUACAUACCAGUAUGUUGUAGAUUUGAAGGAGUGA
This is a messenger RNA of Saccostrea echinata, 2469 nucleotides long. RefSeq lists its product as uncharacterized. Gene Ontology annotation, biological process: DNA integration. The record is from RefSeq and is a predicted model, not a curated record. Gene Ontology annotation, molecular function: nucleic acid binding; zinc ion binding. The transcript is spliced from 2 exons. NCBI's taxonomy places the organism in Eukaryota, Metazoa, Mollusca, Bivalvia, Ostreida, Ostreidae. The coding region runs from base 1 to 2469 and encodes 822 amino acids.